AUGUGUUGGUCUCGUAGCAAUAAAUCGGAUAAAUCCGAGAGUCUCAAUAAAUGUCCCAGCCAAAUCGAUUCGGCCCCCAAACCUUCUAAUGAAGCCAUCGAGACUACGGAGAAUCUGGUGACUUCCAGGGAAACAAUCAAGGAGGAAGCGGGAAAGAAGCCGGAUGGUGUGGAAAGAAGCGAUAUCCCCGUGCAUCAUAGAAGUAUGUCAUGUCAAUUUGAAUUAUUAGUUCUGAAGGAAUAUCACAUUUUUUAAUUUUUGGCCUUAACCAUUAUAGAGGUGUAAGAAAAAUUUUAGACCUUGCAAAGGCACCUAGAGCUUCCUUGUUAGCGAUCUCAGAUGAAGAGAAUACAUUACCUCACUCAUUACUUCUGACCUUGCCAUGGAAUGCCAAAACAUAGCGGGAAAGCUGAUUUUUGAAUUGAUGACAUAAAAUUGAAACAAAACUUUGAUUCAGAAUUAUAAAUGCAUGUAAAUUCAGAGAAGAAGAAGCCCAUUCCAAAAUUUGACCCCAGUUCCAAGCCCGACCCUGUCGUUCUCAGCGAUUCAAAAGGUCUGAGAAGAAAACCGCAGGACAUCAGAGCCGCAAUGUCCAAAGGGAAGACCGAGAAUAACACGAUGACAGAUCCAGAGUUCAGCAAAAGCAGAUUUACCAAAAGGGAUAACAGUAGAGGCUUGAACGCCGACAAAACCCAAGAAGCGUCGUGCUCAAAAAAUAUUCUAACCGCCAACGAAUAA
Molecule: messenger RNA, 738 nt
Organism: Bursaphelenchus xylophilus (pine wood nematode)
Lineage: Eukaryota; Metazoa; Nematoda; Chromadorea; Rhabditida; Aphelenchoididae
Source: the annotation of a GenBank genome assembly